This is a messenger RNA of Osmerus eperlanus (European smelt), 2252 nucleotides long. RefSeq names its product protein phosphatase 1, regulatory subunit 3Db (gene ppp1r3db). The record is from RefSeq and is a predicted model, not a curated record. Gene Ontology annotation, cellular component: protein phosphatase type 1 complex. The transcript has 2 exons. Lineage: Eukaryota; Metazoa; Chordata; Actinopteri; Osmeriformes; Osmeridae. Bases 501 to 1415 code for a protein of 304 amino acids. Gene Ontology annotation, molecular function: protein phosphatase 1 binding; glycogen binding. Gene Ontology annotation, biological process: regulation of glycogen biosynthetic process.
UCAUUUACCGUAGCUUACGUCUAGGCGUGGUGAGGCUUCCCACAACAAGGUAUGUUGGGCUAUGGACACAACGGGCAUGAAAUAUCUUUAUCGCAACACUAGCGCUAAUCUUAAAGGCUGCAGUCAUCCUAUAGCCUGCCAGGCAAGCACUAGCCUAGAAACGCAUGUACAAGAUCAAAACAACAAUUUGCUAUUAAUAUCCACAGUAGGAGUCUUGCUAAAUGUCAAAGGUGACCUAUACAGUAAGGACUUUGGGGGUAUCAGAUAUCUUGGCUGCUGAAAUGUUUUGUACCUCUCAUUUCAUUUCAUAAAGAUCACAACCCCAAACUGGCAACUUUCAACUUUUGCAUCCUUAGCGUUCUGAGAGGUUAUUCAAGCAGUUGGGAACUGAUGUCAGUCAUGUGGUUUAUAUUGGGGUAGUAACAAACACUUUGAGCAGCAGUGCAAUCAAGACUGUUGCCAGUUGCAGAUGGUCUUGACUAAGGAACUCAAAAAUUUCAAUGAGAAUGAACAAGGUUGGGGUACGGCAGACAAAGAAAGCCUCUCCAGGGUCGAAUGAAGUUGGAAUGCAGUUCACCAGUGUAUCCAGACCCAAAGCAACAAUCCGUUUGAGGGAUCUCUAUGACCCUAAACCUGAACCAGUAAAACCACCAGUCAGAAUACGUCCUCCCAGUCCUAGGCCUCCUCCAUCUAGGGAGCCUGUUUUUGGGCGCAGUCUCUCUUGCAAUCCACCGACCAAGCCCAUCAUAAGAAGGCGAGCCCAGUCCUUGCCUUCAUCCACAGAGAGGAAGAAAAGUCCAAGAAACCUGCAGGUGCGCUUUGUGGACUCACUGGGCCUCGAACUGGAAGAUGUCAAAGUAUUUAAAGUCGGUGAGGACCCUUCAAUACCCCCUCAUGUCAUCUCUAGGCUGCUGAUGAGCUCGGAGGUGGCAUCAGGGAAGCCAGUAGAGUUGUCUCUGCCCUACUUCAAGCCCUGCUUUGCUGAAGACAUGGGAGCUCAGCCGGAUUUUCUGACGCGCCUAUCCAUUCAGCAAGUAUGUCUGGAGCAUGUCUUGUGCUCAGAGCAGGGAAUAACUGGUACCAUACAAGUCAUUAACUCAGCCUUUGAGAAAAAUGUCAUAGUGCAUUACUCCUUUACUAACUGGAGGAGCUGGGCUGACACCAAGGCAUGCUGGGUGUCGACCGUACAGCGUUUGGCCACUGAUGGGCCAGAAUCAGAUGUCUUCCGAUUUCGCCUUCCAGUUCCACCUUUUAUAUUGCAGCCUGGAGCAAUCCUGGAGUUCUCCAUCUGCUACCAAGUCAUGGGUUGUGAAUACUGGGACAAUAAUAAUGGGCGCAAUUACAUGCUGUCAUGCCAUAGCUACAAGUUGACAGUACCAAAAGAAUGUGAGAACAGUAUGGUGCAUUUCACAUGAAUGGCCACAGUUUUACCAACGCAUUUAUCUGAGGUUUGCUUGGAAUGGUGGGAAUACCUAUAACUUGUACUUGUACUACUCCAUGGGAGCUAGACUAAUGACUCAUUGAGGUUUGACUGAAAAGAUAAAUGUAAUAUAGAGCAAAAUGUUUUCAAUUAAUUUUGUGGUCCAUAAGUAGAAUCAAGACCCAUAUUUCUGUCUUGGUGGUGUGUGUGUAUUUGACAUAGCAUCAACCACCUGUCUAAGGGUACUACUAAUGAGUUUGCUCAUUUAUCACUUCUGCAAGGCCUGUAACCCAAUUCCAUGGUAGGCUGCAUGUCCUCAAAGUAACUGUUUGGAACUAUGACACAGCUGCAGUAGACAGUAGUUUGUGGUGAAUGUACAAGGGCUGCAAGCUUAAGAUAGUAGUCUUUACAAUUGAUUCAAUGUUAUGGGAACAUACUUACAGUGUACACUAUAAUGCCAUAAAAUAUUUACAAACAAAAUCAACAGACUGAUCUUCAAGAUUGACACGGUUUGUAUACAUGGUAUAAAGUAAUGGAUUUUUUGUGUAAUUGUUAAGAUUAUGCUCUGGGUAAGAGCGUCUGCUAAAUGACUAAAUGUAAGAUGUGGAUAGAACAUUGGGUUAAGAGUAAUCAACCUCAUACAAGUAUACUUGACCUUUCCCAACACUUAGGAGUUAGGAUUCUGGCAGUGCAAUGGAAUGGCAUCUUAGAAAUUCAUUCUUUCAUGUGCCUUUUUUAGUACAGCUGUACUAGAAGCACAUUGCAUGCUGCAAACAUGAGUUGUGUAAUAGAAACGCUGUGGAAAAUAAAAUGCACACUAAUACUUGCUGAA